Molecule: messenger RNA, 1176 nt
Organism: Spirodela intermedia
Lineage: Eukaryota; Viridiplantae; Streptophyta; Magnoliopsida; Alismatales; Araceae
Source: the annotation of a GenBank genome assembly
AUGAAUUCCCGUGAUAACGACGACGACGGCGAGGAGGGAGGAGAGGUCUUCCUCGACGAGGACGACAUACUCGAGGAGAUUCCCUUUGACGAGGAGGAUCUCCCUGAUGUCGAUGACGAUAUUGGAUCUGAUGGAGACGCCGAAGAACCCGAUGAUUCCGUUCACGUAUUCACCGGCCACACCGACGAAGUAUACGCAGUCAUGUGCAGCCCGACUGAUCCAGCCAUGGUGGCCACUGGAGGUCGGGACGACAAAGGCUUUCUAUGGAAAAUAGGGCGAGCAGAUUGGGGCUCUGAGCUUCAAGGCCACACCGACUCUGUCUCUGCCCUAGCCUUCAGCGCCGACGGCCAGCUUCUCUCAUCUGGUGGCCUCGACGGUCUCAUUCAAGUCUGGGAUGCCACCUCAGGCAACCGCAGGUGCGUGCUCGAAGGUCCUGGUAAGGGGAUCGAGUGGGUUAGAUGGCACCCCAGAGGCCACCUGGUCCUCGCAGGCUCAGAAGAUUCAACCCUCUGGAUGUGGAACGCCGACAAGAACUCCUACCUCAACGUGUUCUCCGGCCAUGGGGACACCGUCACCUGCGGGGAUUUCACUCCCGAUGGGAAAACCAUCUGCUCUGGGUCGGACGAUGCUUCUCUGCGGAUAUGGAACCCUAAGACGGGGGAGAACCUCCACGUUGUUGCCGGCCAUCCCUACCACACAGAGGGUCUCACCUGCCUCGCCAUUACUGCGGACUCUGCUGUGGCCAUCACCGGCUCCAAGGACGGCUCCGUCCACCUGGUGAACAUCUCCACCGGCAGGGUGAUCAACUCCCUGAUGAGCCACACAGAUUCUGUGGAGUGCAUUGGGCUUUCCUCGAGCCAUCCCUGGCUUGCCACUGCAGGGAUGGACCAGAAGCUGCUCAUAUGGGAUCUCCAGAGAUCUUCUCAGCGGUGCAGCUGCGACCAUGAGGAAGGCGUCACUUGCCUCUCAUGGCUGGGUGCCUCUCACUUCGUGGCGACUGGGUCUGUGGACGGGAAGAUCAGAGUCUGGGAUGGCCUCUCUGGGAACUGUGUGAAGAUCUUCCAUGGCCACACUGAUGUGAUCCAGUCUCUGAGCGUCUCUGCCGACGGGGAGCACCUUGUCUCUGCUUCACUCGAUCGCACUGCCCGCGUUUUUGAGAUCUCAGAAUUCCGAUAG